AUGCCCUGCUUCAAAGGGCUCGCCGUGAGCAUCCACACCCCAGAUGGACCUAUCUCGGAAUAUUCUAUCCAACGCCAAUCGCGAGCCUCGCGGAUAGCUUGCUUCAUCCCCGUUCCUCCGCCCAAAGUACCCGAAUCCGGCUCCGAGAAAGCAGAACAAUCGACUUUCGCCAUCUCAAUCACCCUCCUGAACCCCGAACAAGAUGUUCCAUACUCGACGCCAAAGCCCACAGCGGACUGCCCUGACCCGAAACCAAAACAAGUUGGCAAACUGGCCGGCGAGGCGGGUCAAAUUGCCGGAGCGGUCGCCCCCUACCAAGGCCUGACGAAGUCGAUGAACGAGACCGUGGCUGCAUACAUCUACUUCGACGGGAGGCAGAAAGAAGAAGUGGCCACUCUGUUGAGGAGAGGCGAGGAGACCUGGGUCAACUCACGGUGGGUCAGCGUGCCCGAUUCCGAAGGUGGGGGAAUUGCAGAGCGUGAAUUCCUGUUCCGCGAAGUCGGUCUGGAACGCUGGCUCAAUGGAUUGGAUCUAGAGGGCAAGGACGCUGCAGCCAAGAUUGAGCGUCGGCGUCAGAAGAUGGAGAAGCGACGCGUCAAGCGUGAGGAGGAACAGACCGCUAUGGAGAUGGAAGAUAGCCAUCCCGCCAGGUCGAAAUCUAUCAUGCGCUACGGCAAUGACGAAAAGUCGCCCCUCGAGGAUGUCUCCGACGACGAUCUUUCCUCGGACUCAGAUGACGACGAUCCCAUCCCUGAGACAGCGGGCCAAAUCAAGGUCGCUUUGUUCCGGGUGCUGGCAUCGGGAGAAAUCAAGCGGGGUGAAUACUCGCCUCAAUUCGACGCACACGAGGACGAAGAAGGUGGCCAGGACAACAGCGGUGGAGGAGAUGCUGAUGUUGAUCAUACCACCAGCUUUGCAAAGCCGAAAUCCCUCGACCCCAAAAGCAUCAGCACACAAACUGUUACUGGAAUUGACCCGAGCGAUCGGCCAUAUGCUACUUUCACUUUCAUGUACCGCGGUGGGCGGCAAUUGCAAAAGAUGGGCAUCCUGAAGGAUAGCAAGGCUCAAGAAACACCUGGUAACUCCAAGCGCAAGUCGAUUCACGAAGAUCUUGCAAAUCUGGGUCCAAUCAAGCCAGGGGGAGCUGCUGGAUUCCUGAACUUCCGGGAUAACGAACCCAAGGCGCGCAAGGGCAGAAAGGCCGAUGAUGACAUGGACAGUGAUGAUGACGAUACGGACAAUCCCAUUCUUGGUAAAGCCGAUGAUGAAGAAAGCAAAGAUAAGAAUGAUGAUCAGUUGUUAUCCCCGGAUGAUAUCGAACGUCAGGGAGAGCUAGCGGAGAGCAUGCGAAAGAUUCGACUCAAGCGCCAACACUCAGCCGAACCUCCUGGUGGCAGCGCAGGCGACUCCGCCGACACCCCCGGCUCCGGUUCCGGGCUGACACCUCCGGCCACCGAGCGCUCAGCCACACCUCCCAAGGGCACUGCAACCGUACCAGGGCCCGAGCCAACCCAGCCAGCUACUGAACUAUCCGACGGGCUCUUUGGAAGCCCUCUGAAGAAGCAGCGAGCUAGUGUCUCCACCGCGGACGAGAAUGCCUUGAGACGCCGAAUCGCCGAGUCAUCUGGCAGGAUCAACGAAGUCCUAGGUUCUUCUGCCCCCACUGAAUCCACCAACACGUCGAACACAUUUGGCAACAGCCUCAAUCUUACCCCCGAGAUGUCGGCCGGUCCGCCUGUUGAGGAGGAGCUGUAA
Molecule: messenger RNA, 1755 nt
Organism: Penicillium salamii
Lineage: Eukaryota; Fungi; Ascomycota; Eurotiomycetes; Eurotiales; Aspergillaceae
Source: the annotation of a GenBank genome assembly